Messenger RNA from Anoplophora glabripennis (Asian longhorned beetle), 2538 nucleotides. It is a transcript of the gene ckn, whose product is annotated as caskin-1. The annotation marks the transcript as partial. The transcript is spliced from 8 exons. Lineage: Eukaryota; Metazoa; Arthropoda; Insecta; Coleoptera; Cerambycidae. Gene Ontology annotation, biological process: axonogenesis; cell surface receptor protein tyrosine phosphatase signaling pathway. The record is from RefSeq and is a predicted model, not a curated record. Gene Ontology annotation, molecular function: protein phosphatase binding; signaling adaptor activity. Gene Ontology annotation, cellular component: axon; focal adhesion.
UAGGCGGCAUGUCGCGGCCACCCAAGCCCGCGGCUACCGCUAAAAAGGUCGCCCCUCCGGCGGUGCCCCACGAAUUCCGGCACUCGGGCAGCUCCUUCGGAUCCGCGGGUUAUGCCAGCUCAGAGGACGCCGGCUUCUUGGCUCCCUCCGAUCCACCUGGAAUACCUAGAGAUGACCAUUCGGAUUACGGGAGCACCGUCAGCGGCAGCACGGGCAAGUCCCCGGGGCCGAUCUUUCCCGCGCCGAGCUUCACGUUUCCCGGCCAGCCGCCCCCCGGCACCGUCCUCACGCACAAGGCCGCCGUCUACUACCACCACCAGCUCAGCUUGCAGGAGGACCAGGGGAUCGACAUGACCCAGUCUCCCGGGAGGGACAGUCCGGGUUCCUCCAGCGGCAGCGCGGGUUCUGGCUCCCGCCACAGCACCGCUUCCUUGGACAGCGGCAGGGCCUCCUACCAUCCGCUUAGCACGGCCGGCAGGAGCACCAUAGGCUCCUCCAACAGUCCGAGGUGUUCCCUAAGCUCAUGUUCCAUAGGGUCGGACGGUGGCCGCAUCGAACGCAUGAUACACCAGGGGGUACCAGAUCAGGACAUCAUCCACUCCUGGCUGGUGGACCUGCAGUUUGAGGAGUACUUCCCUUUGUUCAUAUCGGCCGGCUACGAUCUGCCCACCAUAGGCAGAAUGACGCCAGAAGACCUGACUGCCAUAGGAAUUAAGAAGCCCAACCACAGGAAAAGGCUUAAGGCAGAAAUCGCCCAGCUUAACCUGCCGGAUAACCUGCCUGAAUUCAUUCCGGGUUCUCUGGAGGAGUGGCUCAACUUACUUAGAUUAGACGAAUAUUUGCCAGCAUUUCUCGAGCAGAAUUACCAGACUGUGGACGACGUCGCACAGUUAACAUGGGAAGACCUGGAGGAAUUCGGGAUAGUGAAAUUAGGCCACCAGAAAAAAAUAAUGCUGGCCAUAAAGAGAAUCAAGGACAUCAAAGCCGGCAAGAGGAUAAACGCAGACGGGAACAGGAUCUACUCGACACAGGACGUUAUGGUGCACGCACCCAUGGACCUCCCGUCGCCUGGCGUACCCGCAGUCCACAGCACUUUCCGCUCUUUUCACCAGCCGUGGGAGAUCGACCAGACGAGGCAGCUGGCGGCAGGCACCGCUCACUACGUGCAACCUACCAUGUAUUGCCCUGACAUAAUCCCCAUCAAGGUGGUCAGAACGGGCAGGGGAAAGUCCCUCGAAUCCCUGGAAGACCCCAGCGAGCGGACUCACUACACCUUCAGCGUGGAGAACACCCAGACGUUCUACUGUCAGCAACCCAUCGGGUGGAGGACCAGAUCCUACGAGGACGGGGACAUAACCCCCACAAACGAGACCAGUUUGCUGUACGAGGGAGGCGGGACCCUUCCCAGACCGCGAGGCGUGAUCCGUCCCAGGCCCAUCGCCAAGAUAGCCGCCAAGGCCAGGGAGACGUUCCCGGAUUUCGAGAAGCCCCAGUUCAACCCCGAGAAGUACGGCAACCCGCAAUACAAGACCCUACCCAGGGAACUGAUAGACGGCAAUAAAUACCACAUGCAAUACAACAGCCCGCUCAUGGGCAAGAAGAUACCGCCCAACCCGCCCAAACGGCAGGACAGCGACAGCAACGAGCAGACCACCACCGUGGAGAUUCACCACGUGCAGACUUCCAGCCCGUUGCCCCUGCCGGCGUAUCCCAGUUCGGACAGUCUCAGUAUAUCGCUGGAGAGCCAGGGGGAUCUGCCCCUGCCGCCGCCUCCGGCUCCCGGCACGCCGCCGGGGAAGCUCAAUUCGUCGCAGUCCUGGGGGGCGGAAGAGCAGGAGCUCAUCAAGACAUUGGCGCUGCAGCACCGGAACGGUUCCGAUGCAAGUUUUAAGUCGAGUUCGAGCACAGAGUCAGACUCGCUGCCGUUCGCCAAUGAAAACGCCGGCACGAUCAGAACUCGGGCCGCCGCCGGCGCCGGCAGGCAGGCCGAGUUCUCGUCCCCCAAGCCGCCGCGAGCCGGCCUCCCCCCGCAUCCGUCCCCCACGCCCGCCGCUGCCGCCCGCCAGCAAACGAGCGCCCGCAAUCAAAGAACAGAGCCGGCCGAUGUCCUCAACGACAUCGGGAACAUGCUGGCCAAUCUCACCGACGAGCUAGACGCCAUGCUGGAGGAGGAGAAACGGCAACAGUAACUUCACACACACACACACGCAUAAGACUGAACGUCAUGUUAUAAUUUCACUUAUUUUUGUACAGGACCUAGGGCGCGGCCUUCAGAAGGCCCCGUUAGGAUCUUCCGUUCGAUUCGUAGAUUUCCCAUUUCGUACGGUUCGUUUUUUUUUUUUUAAUUUUAUAUAUACAGAUUUUAAAUUAUAGGUUCGUUGUAAAUAGGAAAUUUUAUUUUAUCCUGAAAGGUUUGUAAAUAGUUUUUUAGAUAAGAACAUUAUAUUGUAAAAAUGUAAAAUUGUUUUCGAUCGGUUCGUAUGGUUUCGUGGAUUGCUUCGGAGUAACCGGAAAAUUUUAUAUCUACUUAAAUCGAGG